AUGUAUUUUGGUGUAAAUGUGUGCGUUGUAAUAGGGGCGCCGCGCAGCACAGUACAGCACAGCCAAGGGAGUGAAAAGUGCAAUCAGGCUUUAAACAUGGAAGGAAAGCGAAACGGCCCAAUCUCAGCCCGACCACCCCUUGUUACCAAAUUGGUGAUCGGAACCGCAGCCCAUGGUCUAAAGCUUACCGAAAAAGCACCGCUGCUCAUACUCCGAGAAGCCGCCGGUCAGAACCCAUCGUGGCGACCGAUAAAGAGGCGAGAUCCAAAAUGGGCUGACCCGCCGACUCACCCGGGAAGAGGAAGCCGCCCAUCCAACGAGCCUUCGAACGCCGGCCGCACGGCCCAGAGAAGCUGCCGCCCCAAUGGUCCGGAGGCCCCUGCUGGAGGAAGGCAAACUGGAUCUAAGGAAAGCAAAUAUCAUUUUUUUUUCUAG
Messenger RNA from Striga asiatica, 435 nucleotides. The record is from the annotation of a GenBank genome assembly. Lineage: Eukaryota; Viridiplantae; Streptophyta; Magnoliopsida; Lamiales; Orobanchaceae.